GUAUGAAAUGUAUGAUGGAUUUUCUGUCUCCGACGAAGCUGGAAAAUAUCAACUCUUUCUUGCAGGACCUGCCACGGGGACCCUAGGAGACAGUAUGUAUGACACCGGUAAUCGUUACAGAGAUCUGUCUGGGAUGUCCUUCAGUACCCCAGACAGAGGUAACGACAGAUCUGGAGGUAACUGUGCUGCUGACAGUAACCGUAGAGGAGGCUGGUGGUUCAACUGGUGUCACCAGGCCUUCCUUAACGGUCAAUGGUCCCCGGAGUCCUGGUACAGACCAUGGUAUCCCACAGUAGAGUGGGGGACAUCAGUGAGGGGGACCACCAUGAUGGUCAGACGGAACUAGACGAAAGAUCAUCCAUGGAUUAUGGAAACCCCAAAGAGACGAUUUUAAAUUAAUUUUUAUCGCGCAGUUCUUUUUUUUAAUAUUUAACAUCAAGUUACAAACAGUAAAAGAAGGUGGUUGAACG
Molecule: messenger RNA, 470 nt
Organism: Saccostrea cuccullata (small rock oyster)
Lineage: Eukaryota; Metazoa; Mollusca; Bivalvia; Ostreida; Ostreidae
Product: ficolin-2-like
Exons: 3
Coding region: 8-346 (112 amino acids)
Source: RefSeq, a predicted model, not a curated record